UUUGCAGUAUCUUUUAAGUUAAACUGAAAGAAAUAAGAAGGUAAAAAACCAAAUUAAGAAAAAUGCAGGCUGUGAAGGAUAAGCUACAUGAUAUGACUACCAUGCGUAAGGUCAAGGCAGAAACAAAGGCUGAAGAGAAGGCUGAGAAGGACAUAGCCAAAGCUAGAAUGGAUGUAGCUCGUGAGGUUAGGUUGGCAAAAGAGGCUGAAGCAGAAAUGGACCUACAUGUUUCAAAAGCAGGGGAGAGGGUUGAAAAAGAAAUUGCGAAGCAUACACCAUCUAACAAUCCAAAUGCUAAUAGUGAGGGCAUGAAUCCAGUGGUGGGUGAUCCUACAAUGGAAACAGCAAAUGGACCCACAUAUACGGCUACAUGAAAAUGUGGUUCAAACAUAUAUGGAGUAUAUAUCCAGCUAAUAGAAAGCUUUUGGUGUCUAGAAAAUAGAAAUCAAAUAAAAUUGAUUAGGGUGAUUUAUGGGAUUUUUUUUCUUUUGUGGAAAUAUUUCUAUUGUAUUAAUUCCAUUGUAUAUUUCUCAGGCAUUUCUCUUGAACUGUCUUAAAAUAAACUCUUGAUUUUGUAAAA
This is a messenger RNA of Lotus japonicus, 580 nucleotides long. RefSeq names its product late embryogenesis abundant protein 6-like. The transcript has 2 exons. Lineage: Eukaryota; Viridiplantae; Streptophyta; Magnoliopsida; Fabales; Fabaceae. Gene Ontology annotation, biological process: embryo development ending in seed dormancy. The record is from RefSeq and is a predicted model, not a curated record. Bases 63 to 374 code for a protein of 103 amino acids.